GGAGAGGACUGAGGGCCCGGGGCUCGACCGGUUGGGCCGAGGAGCUGCGGCGAAAGGCAGAGCACCGCGAUCUCUGUCGGGAGGCGCAACUUCCCCGGGCCCUGCGGGGCCGCGCAAGGGGCGUUCUCAAUCUCGUGCCCGCUCCCGCUUUCCACGCCCUGCCGCCCGCAGGCCACCCCGGGGCCCGGUUAUCCGCGCGCGCGUCCCCGGGCUCGGGCCCGUCGCCGGCCCUCGAGGGAACAGUUGCCUUCACCGACACCUCCGCAGAGGCCGCGCCAGAGACCGCCCAGGCAGGACCCCGGCGUGAGCAUCGAGGGCCCCCCAAGGAGUGUACGACCCCCGGAGCCGCCCUCAACACGGACCGCGCCCGCCGGGCACACAAGAAUGGUCACUCAGAUACUCGGGGCCAUGGAGUCUCAGGUGGCGGGGGGCCCGGCCGGCCCGACCCUGCCCAACGGGCCACUCCUUGGUACAAACGGAGCCACUGACGACAGCAAGACUAACCUCAUCGUCAACUACCUGCCCCAGAACAUGACCCAGGACGAGUUCAAGAGCCUCUUCGGCAGCAUUGGUGACAUCGAGUCCUGCAAGUUGGUUCGGGACAAGAUCACAGGGCAGAGCCUGGGCUAUGGGUUUGUGAACUACUCUGACCCGAACGACGCAGACAAAGCCAUCAACACCCUCAACGGCCUCAAACUGCAGACGAAGACCAUCAAGGUGUCUUAUGCCAGACCCAGUUCUGCAUCCAUCCGGGAUGCCAACCUGUACGUCAGUGGGCUACCCAAGACCAUGAGCCAGAAAGAAAUGGAGCAGCUCUUCUCUCAGUAUGGCCGCAUUAUCACCUCUCGCAUCCUGGUGGACCAGGUCACAGGUGUUUCUCGGGGUGUGGGAUUCAUCCGCUUCGACAAGAGGAUUGAGGCCGAGGAGGCCAUUAAGGGACUGAACGGGCAGAAGCCGCUGGGCGCGGCCGAGCCCAUCACAGUCAAGUUCGCCAACAACCCAAGUCAGAAGACAGGGCAGGCCCUGCUCACUCACCUCUACCAGUCGUCUGCCCGGCGCUACGCAGGCCCCCUGCACCACCAGACGCAGCGCUUCCGGCUGGACAAUUUGCUCAACAUGGCCUAUGGAGUCAAGAGUCCCCUGUCGCUCAUCGCCAGGUUCUCGCCCAUCGCCAUCGAUGGCAUGAGCGGCCUCGCGGGCGUGGGCCUGUCGGGGGGCGCGGCGGGUGCUGGCUGGUGCAUCUUCGUGUACAACCUGUCGCCAGAGGCGGACGAGAGCGUGCUGUGGCAGCUGUUUGGGCCCUUUGGUGCAGUCACCAAUGUUAAGGUCAUCCGCGACUUCACCACCAACAAGUGCAAGGGCUUCGGCUUCGUCACCAUGACCAACUACGAUGAGGCCGCCAUGGCCAUCGCCAGCCUCAACGGCUACCGCCUGGGCGAGCGCGUGCUGCAGGUGUCCUUCAAGACCAGCAAACAGCACAAGGCCUGAGCCGCCGCCGCCGCCCUCCCCACCCUCCUGGGCAGCAGACAGAGAGAGAGAGAGAGAGAGAGAGAGAGAAGGGGCCGGAGAGAGACAGCGCAGGCAGACCACGGAUGGCACCAGGGUGAGCCACGUGCGGAAGCCACAGGGUGAGCACUCGGGGUGGGAGAGUCUGCCAGGAAUGGGGGGUGCCUGGGGGUCCCCCACCCCAUCCUCCUGCCCCCACUCCAGGCUGGGCCAUCCACUCUCUCCUCUUGGUUUUGUCCAUGGUGACGGUUUUGUUUCUUUUUUCGGCUAAAAAGAAAGCAGAGAUGUGCCCCCAUCCCACCUUCAACCACCCUCCCUGGGAUGGCUUUGGGGGGCACUAGCUGUGCCCCCCAGGCCCCCUUGCCCAGGCCUCCCCAACACCUAGGUGAGCCUGAGGGGAGGGGGGAACAGGUUUAAAAAUCCCCAAAAAAGCAAAAUGUGAGGAGGGGUGUGGGCACCCCUGGCCUGGAGCCCCUUGGUGUGAAGUGUGAGGAGCAGUGAGAGGGGCUGGAAACAGAAACAAGAUGAAAAAAAAGGGGGGGUGGGAGGGGAAGAAAAACUCUAUUUUUGUAAAAAGGGAAAAAAAGACCUCGAGAAUUUUUACUGGGGAUUCUUGAACUUGAAAAAAAAAAACACAAAAAAAGACAAAAAAAAAGAAAAUAUUUUGGCAGGUUAUGUUUACCAACUGGGGCAGGGGUAGGGAGCACGGCUUGGGGGCUCAGGGCCCAUGGGGGCCACACAGAGAAACACAGCCACGCAGAUAUACACCCCACAGGAACACACAGCAACUCUGGCAGACCCAGAGAUGCACCUGGACCCGAUGUAGGGAUUCGUUGGCCAAACACAUAGACAAAUAUAUGGGCAAACACAGGAGGGCAAAGUUAUGGGGCUAUGUAAAUGUAGCCGCAGGCGAAUGUGGCCGUGGACAAAGGUGGACACGCGCAUGUGACUGUGUGAGCAUUUCCACGUGGACCCAUGGAAAUGGAGACAAGAUACGUUUGGACACACAGAUCUAGAUGGCCAGUCACAGAGAACCAUAGACACAACAACCAGGACACAGACAUGUUCAUAGCAUCCCUCAGGCCCAGGCAAGAGGUCACAAAGCCCAGACCCAGCCCGGUUUGCUCCGUCUAGCUAGGCUGGCCCGACCCCUCCUCCUGGCACUCAGCCCCUCUCGCCCCUGCCCUGGAUUCUCUGCAGAGCUCCCACCAGCCCAUCAGGAGUCCCUGCCGCCCACUGACAGGCGUGCACACACAGAAUCCAUGCAUCCAGACACAUGAUACCUCGUUCCACUUUUGGCGUCAUAGUGGGCUGGAGGCAGCCCCCCCAACACUUGAGGCCAAAGGACCCCCUGUCCCUGGGGCUGUGCCUCCCUGGGCAGAGGCCAUGGCCCACGAGGCCCAGGGGGAGGCCAGGUCCUGAGUCUCCCCCACCCAAAGCCUCCCCAGCAGCAAGCUCCCCGCCACUCCCCGCCAGGCCCGGGGUGGAAGGGCCCAGGGGCCCAGCCCCGCAUUCCCCCCACCCCUGACCUGUCCACUCAUCACCCCAUUUGAGUUUGUUGGGUUUUUCCAUCUUUCCAGAUUAUCGAGGGCAAGUGGCUGCAGCCCCCAACUUGUGCCCCAGCCCCAGCUUCUGUCUGGACUUCCCAUCCUCCUAGUUUGCAUUCUUUGUAAAAAAACAAAACAAAACAAAAAUUUCCAACAGACGCCAAAGGCCGGAGUCCUCGGGAGCCCUCACAGCCCCCCACAUCCCCCAACCCCACAGAGGGCCCAGUCAGAACCGCAUCGCAAACCCCGAGUUCAGCUUCAGUUACCCUCCUCGGCGUCCCUGCGUUUGGUGUCCGGCCUCGGCCCCAUCUGACUGCCCAGCUCUCUCUCCCCGCCCCUCCCGGUGUUUCUUAUUAAACGUCUGUGGAGCUUCUGCUGCAAGGAACAAAAAGAAAAAAAUAAAAUAAAAAAAGCAACAAAAAACACAAACAGAAGAGAAAAAAGCAACAAAAAAAGGAAGAGAAAAAAAACAGAUUUAAAAAAAGGUAAAAAAAAAAAAAGACAUAAACUGGCACCAGUUAACUUUCUUGUACUUUUUUGCCGAAUUUAGCUUCUUGUAGUUUUAACUUAUUGCUAUGUUAACUAUUUAUUCUCCUUGUUGCCCUGUAAAGACAUUUGUGUGUAUUUCUGUUCCUUCAUCCAGUUUGCAAGUUUAAAGGGACCACGAUGUUCUCUUUGUUUCUUUUAAGUUUUGCCGAGACGUGGUUAUGCCUAAUUUAUUUAUAAAAGAGGAAGUGGAAUCAUUAAAGUAAUAAUAAUUAUUAAUAACAGUAAUGGUAGCUGAGCGGCGCCCGGGGGGGCGUGUGCUCUGCGGGGACAGUCCCCGUGGCCAGCGACGUCCGGGGUAUUCAGUGGGAUUAUUUUUGCUCGUCUUGAGAAUUUUUUCAGUCCUAUUUAGCUGGUGAAAACCCUAGCUUGUUCUUGAUACAUGAACCUAUUUAUUCUUGUGGUUUUUAAGUCCUCCUUGACUUCCCCAUUCCCCUCCAGCAGGGCAGGCCCCCCAGCGGGUCCACCCCUCUCCCUCUGCUGUUCCUGGGGGCCUUCUCCCCUCCGCCCUCCAAACGCAGGACACGUGUGCACACGUGGGCAGCGUGCGGGAGGCGUCUGUGAGCAAUAAGGGCUGGGUUUGUCCCCCACCCUGGGGGGGCUGGGCUCUGGAGAGGGGCACCUCCCCACACCCACCCCCCAACUGAGGCCUAGGCCCCUGCCAUCCCCAAGACUGGGAGGGGACUUCUUUUUCUAAACCACAGAACUCAGCCCAGCCAGCCAGGCCCCUCCCUGGAGGCCAGCCCCUCACCCCAGAAGAGGGGGCCUGGGGUCUUCCACGUCCCUGGGGGGCAAGGGCAGGGCCUGUGGGGUGGGGGCUCAGCCCCUCCAACCCUCCUUUCAUCCUGUUAUUUAUUCAGAAGGUUUCAAAUCAGGAGAGAGUCCAUGUUGGAGGUGAUAAAGAACUGUAAAAAAAAAAAACACACAAACCCAACAAGAACACUUUGUGUUGCAUUUAGACUAUUUAUUACUGGGAUUACAGGCCUGGCCGCGGUAACAGACUUUUACAUGGAAUUGUUUAAUUAUUUGUACUUUUCAUGCCAGAAAAUAAAAGUUCAGAAUCUUA
Molecule: messenger RNA, 4665 nt
Organism: Manis pentadactyla (Chinese pangolin)
Lineage: Eukaryota; Metazoa; Chordata; Mammalia; Pholidota; Manidae
Gene: ELAVL3
Product: ELAV like RNA binding protein 3
Exons: 7
Coding region: 385-1488 (367 amino acids)
Cellular component (GO): ribonucleoprotein complex
Molecular function (GO): RNA binding
Source: RefSeq, a predicted model, not a curated record